GGCAUGGUAGCAAAUGAGACUCUUGGUUACUACAUGGCUCGCAUUUAUCAGUACCUCCUGAAGAUUGGUAUCAACCCCAAGAAACUUAGAUUCAGACAGCAUCUAAGCAAUGAAAUGGCACAUUAUGCCUGUGACUGUUGGGAUGCAGAGUGCCUUACUUCAUACGGCUGGAUUGAGUGUGUGGGCUGUGCUGAUAGAAGUGCAUAUGAUCUUGGCCAACAUACUAAAGCAUCAGGUGUAAGGUUAAGUGUUGAGAGACCCUUGAAGGAGCCUCGCAUUGUGGAUGCAGUUGCAGCUGUACCAGACAAGGGAAUCAUUGGAAAGACUUUCAAGAAGGAUGCGAAAGCAGUCCAAGAAGCUCUGGCCUCGCUUUCAAACGAAGUGGCUGAGAAGAUGGACAAAGCUCUAAGUGAAGCUGGGGAAUAUGAAUUGAAUGGCUUCAAGUUGACAAGAGCUAUGGUACCUAGCUUUAAGAGAGAACAGAAGAAGGUCCAUGUGGAAGAAUAUAUCCCAAGUGUUGUUGAGCCUUCCUUUGGUGUGGGCAGAGUCCUGUAUAGCCUUCUGGAGCAUUCCUUCAGAGUAAGAGAAGAUGAUGACAAGAGGACCUACUUUUCACUGCCACCUAUUGUUGCACCUGUUAAAGUGUCUGUUCUGCCUCUCUCAAAUAAGCCUGAGUUUAUUCCCUUCACAGUCCAGCUAUCAAAUGACCUGACUGAACUAAAUAUCUCAUCAAGAAUUGAUGAUUCUACUGGAUCCAUUGGUCGUAGAUAUGCUCGAACAGACGAGAUUGCCAUUCCUUUUGGAGUUACCAUUGACUUCGAUACCUGUAAUAACACACCAAACACAGUAACAUUACGGGAAAGAGACAGCACUGAGCAAGUCCGCAUGCCGAUUGAAGAAGUUGCACCAACAGUGAGACUCCUUGCAGAUGGAAAAAUGGAAUGGAAACAAGUAACUGACAAAUGGCCCAAAUUUGUUGCACAAGAAACCACUAAAUGAAGAAAUGAAAAACAUUACCAGUAGAGAUUGUAAAUGUACAUCUUUUGUCCGAUGUUGAUACAGUACUGUGAAAUUAAAGGGUGUCUUACUUAUAUUUUUAUGGGUAUAGAUGUUAGGGGUCUUCAAGUGCCUCAUGAAUUAGCUUUACUUUUAGCACAGAUUAAAUUAUUACAGGUUGUGGAAAGAUCAUGAAAGUACACGUAGUGAAUUUAUAUAAAAGUUGAUUUGGGAUUAUAGAUGGUUAUUAUACCCUUUAAUACCAGAUUUAAAAAUCUGAUGAAAGAAAUGUAUAUGUUACUGUCUCUUUAUGUAAUAAAUAAAGAACUGUUAA
Molecule: messenger RNA, 1330 nt
Organism: Penaeus vannamei (Pacific white shrimp)
Lineage: Eukaryota; Metazoa; Arthropoda; Malacostraca; Decapoda; Penaeidae
Source: RefSeq, a predicted model, not a curated record